GUAACACCCUGGUAGCCGCACCAGCAACUACCGAUGGCCAUUAAAACUCGGAAAAUGUUUAAGACAGACGUGAACUCGCUCUGAAAUUCUAUGUCCUCAUCGACUCCAUCGACAUGCCCUCCGAUAUCAAAGAAAACAAUGUUCACGUCGAGAAUCUGCCCCCGAAAGGGGAGCAUAUUGUUGACGAGUCGCGUCUCGAUACCGACAUUCACUUGAAUGCGGCAAUACAAGCGGAGGUCGACAAAGAUGAGCAGCGUGUUAAAAAAAUCAUUCGCAGGGUUGAUUUUCGGCUAGUGCCUAUCCUAGGGUUGCUGUACAUGUGGGCGCUGAUUGAUCGAGUCAACCUUCCUGUCAUUCAAAUAGCUGGAAUGCGGAAGGAGCUCGGUACCGAUCAAGGAAACCGAUACACUUUAAUAACAAUGAUCUUCUUCGUCACGUACAUCACUUUUGAUUAUCCGUCCAACAUAUUUCUGCGAAAGCUUGGGCCAGCAAAGUGGCUUGGUCUAAUUGGCACUUGCUGGGGAUGCCUUACUAUCGCAAUGGGAUUCUGCCAAUCCUGGAAGACGGUGCUCCUAUGCAGAGCAAUUUUUGGUGCAUUUGAAGCUGGGAUGGCCCCUGGUUGUGUCUACCUACUCUCCUGUUGGUAUACAAGAUAUGAAGUACAGAAGCGAUUUGCAGCGUGGGCGUGCAUCGGGGUUUUCGGGUCGGGUCUCUCCAGUCUCCUUGCAUACGGCAUUACCACAAUGGGCACUUAUCGAGGCUUCCACGCGUGGAGAUGGAUAUUCAUAAUUGAGGGGAUUAUUAGCGCGUCUAUUGGCAUCCUCGCAGCGAUCAUCUUGAUCGAUUUUCCCGACCGAGCGGCUCGUCCAGGGUUGUUCCUGAGAAAAGGGUUCCUCACUGCAGAGGAAGCUUCUAUUGUUCUCGCAAGAGUUGAGCGAGAUAGAGCGGACGCAGUCCCUGAGCAAUUCACUGCUAGAAAUAUCCUUCGAGCGUUGAGUGAUUGGAAAAUGUGGCAAUUUCCGUUCCUCCUCUUCUGCAAUAAUCUCACUGUCUAUUCAUUUUCUUAUUUCCUUCCCAUCAUCCUUCAAGGUUCUAUGCACUACUCGGCGAAAAUGACAUACAUCCUAAAUGUCCCGCCGUAUGUUUUUGCGGCUUUUUGGAUGUUCGGGGCCGGCUACCUCAAUGACAGGGUCAAAAUGCGAGGACCGACACUUGUGAUUCAAGCACUCAUCAUUAUCAUGGGCGCGAGUCUCAUGGCUUUCGCCAAAAACCCCGGUGCCCGCUACUUCGGCGUCUUCGUCGCGGUUGGAGGAACGAAUUCAAACAUCCCAACUAUUUAUGGCUACCAGCACAACAACAUUACGGGUCAAACGAAGCGUGCUCUUGCGACAGCGAUGCUUCUGAUGGGUGGUGGAUGUGGAGGCAUCGUGGCCUCCUUUGUAUUUCGUCAAAAGGACGCUCCCAACUACCUCCCCGGAAUGAUCACUGUCAUUGUGUCCCAAGUGCUUACGGUUCUGCUGGUUUCGAUGAAUUUUGUCUACUUCUUGUAUCGGAAUCGGAAGGCUGAUCGGGGAGAGGCAAUACUGGAGAAUACUCCAGGAUUUCGUUAUACAUACUGA
Molecule: messenger RNA, 1619 nt
Organism: Lindgomyces ingoldianus
Lineage: Eukaryota; Fungi; Ascomycota; Dothideomycetes; Pleosporales; Lindgomycetaceae
Product: MFS general substrate transporter
Exons: 13
Coding region: 114-1619 (501 amino acids)
Biological process (GO): transmembrane transport
Cellular component (GO): membrane
Molecular function (GO): transmembrane transporter activity
Source: RefSeq, a predicted model, not a curated record